AAGCUCAAAUAAAUACUAAAGCUUGCUUAAAAGUAAGAAUACGCUGAUGCUGCGGCAGCACAUUUGUUCUUUCCUAUCCUCCUCAUGCUCAUAGUCAAUGCACAUCAAAUCAACUUUUUUCAAAACAGGGUUAUCCCAGCGUCGGCUAAAGUCACUGAUAAAACCAUCAAGCAGCAGAAGUGAUUUCAAAUUUUCACAACCGGAAGGUUCCUGCAAACCAUCAUGGCAUGCUCAGGAGACUCUCCCUCGAAGGCGCUCCGGCGGAUUCUUGAACUGCCGGGUGUUCACCUGGGCCCCGCCUGCUUCGAUGCUCUCAGUGCAAAGCUUGUGGAGAAAGCUGGCUUUCAGUACUGUUUCACCAGCGGUUUUUCAAUGUCAGCUGCAAGAUUAGGGUUGCCGGAUGUGGGUUAUAUCUCUUAUGGGGAAAUGAUGGAUCAAGGGCAACAAAUCACCCAAGCUGUAUCAAUUCCUGUAAUUGGGGAUGGCGACAAUGGUUAUGGGAAUGCAAUGAAUGUCAAGAGAACCAUCAAAGGAUUUAUUAAAGCUGGAUUUGCUGGAAUUCUUCUUGAAGAUCAGGUAUCUCCAAAAGCUUGUGGUCAUACACGUGGUAGGAAAGUCGUGUCUAGAGAGGAAGCAGUGAUGCGGAUAAAAGCUGCUAUUGAUGCUCGGAGAGAAAGUGGCUCUGACAUUGUUAUUGUGGCACGGACUGAUUCUCGUCAAGCAAUUUCUUUGGAUGAAGCACUUUGGAGAUCACAAGCAUUUGCUGAUGCUGGAGCUGAUGUUCUUUUCAUUGAUGCACUUGCUUCGAAGGAAGAGAUGAAGGCAUUUUGUGAAGUUUCUCCUCUUGUUCCCAAAUUGGCUAAUAUGCUUGAAGGUGGGGGGAAAACACCAAUUCUCAAUCCUAUUGAACUUGAGGAAGUUGGAUAUAAACUUGUUGUUUAUCCACUUUCUUUGAUUGGGGUUUCUAUUCGAGCAAUGCAGGAUGCUUUAUCUGCUAUCAAACGAGGCUGUAUCCCUCCUCCUGGAAGUAUGCCAUCUUUUGAAGAAAUGAAGGAGAUUUUAGGUUUCAAUGCUUACUAUGAAGAGGAGAAGCGAUAUGCUUCUAGCACCAGUCUGCUAUCUUCACAGAAAGAAAGCAGAUAUGUAGACAUAACUCCUGAUGUGUACACUAAAUAUGGUGCAGAGGGUUCAAGGGAUCCUUUUUCUGGGAUAUGGUCUCGAACAUUGAGAAUCAAAAUUACUGGAGGAGAUGGAUUUGAGAAACUUGACAUCAGGAUCCCUGCUGGAUUUUUGGAAGGGAUAAAAAAUAUAAUUCCAGCUUUGGAGGGUGUAAACCUCAAAGCAUUGUUGGAUGAUGCAGCUGAGGAAACUGGAGGGAAAGUCCUGUUGGAUUUUAGCGACCAAAUGGGUGAAAAAAUUCAGAUCUUUCUUGAGUAAUUUGUCCCCCUGAAUUUGGACGAGCUCCCGUGUGCAUCUUAAAUUUGUAUAAGUAUUUGAAUAAAUAUACUUAUAUCUGCAUCAUAUGAUGAGUUUGUAUGACUAAAGAAAGACAUUAAAAUGGCUGGCAAUUUCUUUGUCAGAAGCCAGUUCAUCAA
This is a messenger RNA of Malania oleifera, 1595 nucleotides long. RefSeq lists its product as uncharacterized. Gene Ontology annotation, molecular function: catalytic activity. NCBI's taxonomy places the organism in Eukaryota, Viridiplantae, Streptophyta, Magnoliopsida, Santalales, Ximeniaceae. The transcript has 8 exons. The record is from RefSeq and is a predicted model, not a curated record. The coding region runs from base 223 to 1437 and encodes 404 amino acids.